AACGCACAAGCAAGAGAGGGCGAGCCAUUGACUGAGCAAUGGCGGGACACAAACGGCCAGGAGGCCCAUCGGGCGGAGCAGGCCCCAAAGCGACCGUGUUCCGAAAGAGCGCAAAGAAGCAAAGGCUCGACUCGGAGCAGACUCAGUCCAAGCCAGAGUCGAAAGGUCAGGGCGCGCACUCGAAGCAGAAGGAGCGAGGCCAACGUCCGCCAAGUGCGAAUGGGAAUGGGAAGCCGAGGCACAGGGACGGCGCCCAGUCUGGAAAAGGGCCUAAAACAACGAUACCCAGUAGAGGCAAGGACGAAGUUGCGCUCAAGAAAAUCGGAAGCAAGGACAGCAAGGGAAAGCCCAAGCCCAGGUCGAAUGCUGCACCGGAAAAGAAGAAGGCGGGCAGCGAGACGCUGAUGCCAAGCACGAUGGAAAUCCCGCCACCUCCAGCGCCCGCCACCUCGUUUCGUAUUCUGGCAGGGAGCUAUGAGAGGCUCCUCUACGGCUUCCAUGUCACCUUCCAGCAGCAGCAGCAACAAGCAUCGUCCUCAUCAGCCCAGCAACUGCAGCCAGCGUUUCGCCCAAUCUUCUCGUUUGCUGCGCAUACCUCUUCGAUCAGCGCACUGGCCGCAGCUGGUGCCGACUCAAAGUGGCUCGCGACCGGUGCAGGCGACGAGACGGUGCGCGUCUGGGAUCUCCGAAAGCGCAAGGAAGUCGGCGGUCUGACUGGUCACGGAGGCACGAUUCUCAACCUGUCGUUCCCCGCGAGGACCUACCUUUUGUCGACGGACUCAUCGGGUCUGAUCAACCUCUACCGGACGCGGGACUGGUCACUGCUCAAGACGCUCAGGGGCCAUACUGGCGCAGUCAACGCCUGUCGUGCUCACCCCUCUUGUCGUCUCGCGCUGUCGGUGGGCAAGGAUGGAAUGCUGCGCAUGUGGGAUCUGAUGCGUGGAAAGGGCGCUGGGGCCGUCCGUCUCAAUCUGGGCGUCCCUGCUCGAGACGAAGACGAAGAAGAGGACGAGGAGGACGAUGAAGACGAGGAUCUAGAGGAGGUCGCCCGCUCACGGAAGCGCAAGGUGCCAGCCGAAGAGCCGCUCGACGUCGUCUGGUCGCAGUCCGGAACCCACUUUGCCGUCAUGGGCCGGACAGUGGUCAACGUCUAUCAGACGGACAUGAAGCUUGUAGGCGCCGUCCGGGUGCCCAAAGAUGCGGCGAGGAAGAAGAUGGCCAGCGUUGCGUUUGCUCCUUCCGACAGAGACGAAGACGGCGCCUUCCUGUGCGUGGGCAAGGAGGAGGGCGUCGUGGAGCUUUACGACGUGCAGGAGAAUCUCAAGCAAGCAAAGGCGGUGUGGGACGAGCCGAGCUGCGUCCUCAAGGGCCACGGCAAUCGGGUCAAGUCCAUCUCCUCGAUCCAGGUCGUGACAUCGCCAGAGGAGAACAAGACGACGAGGCUGAUUGUGACGAUCAGCUCUGACGGGAAGAUUCGCAUCUUUGACAUUGGAGGCAUUGCCGCAGGAGCCAAGGGCGAGGAGGUCGAGGCGAUUGCGACACACGACACGGGCGGUGCGCGCCUCACAUGUCUCGGUGUCGUGGGAGGGUCUGGCGGUCUGGCUGCGGAGCGCGAGGCGCAGGAGGAAGAGCUUGACGAGGAUGACGGCGACGGCGACGACGAGGAUGCUGAUCUGAGCGGAAGCAAUGUCGAAGGAGGAACCGACGAGGAGCUGGACCCCGAAGAAGCUGAGGAGCUCCAGAGGCUGCUGGACCUGGUCGACGAAGCAAGAGCCCAGGGUGUCGAGGUAGAGGGCAUGAGCGACCUUGAAGGCCUGCUCGAAGAGCCCGACGAAGACGAUGAAUCGAGCGGCGAGGAUGAUGAGGAGGAAGGCGAGGAAGAGGAAGAUGAGAUGGAAGACGAAGACGACGAAUAGAGUUCCCUCUUUUGUAAUAUGAUUG
Acaromyces ingoldii is the source of this 1941-nucleotide messenger RNA. Its product is annotated as WD40 repeat-like protein. Gene Ontology annotation, molecular function: protein binding. The transcript has a single exon. NCBI's taxonomy places the organism in Eukaryota, Fungi, Basidiomycota, Exobasidiomycetes, Exobasidiales, Cryptobasidiaceae. The record is from RefSeq and is a predicted model, not a curated record. The coding region runs from base 39 to 1916 and encodes 625 amino acids.